GUUAAAUGCCCGUUUUUCGCGCGCAUGCGUUUACCAGGCUGGUGUCGAGUGUGCGGGUGAAUAAACGCGAGCUUUUGUCAGCUAACCGCUGAGUCGGGUGAGCUGUUUCGCUUGGCUUGAACAGUUUAGCUUCAAUUGCUAAUGGGCUCGGUCUAAUUGCUGGGAGAACGGACGUAGGCUGGGCUGAUGUCCUGUCAGUCAGUCGGUGUCGUACGUCAUUAGAGAUGAGGUGGAAAAGUACAACAGAAAUGGGGUGAAUGCUCUCCAGUUGGACCCCGCAUUGAACCGCCUCUUUACCGCUGGAAGGGACUCGAUCAUCCGGAUAUGGAGCGUCUACCAGCAUAAACAAGACCCAUAUAUUGCUUCAAUGGAGCAUCAUACAGACUGGGUCAAUGACAUAGUUCUUUGCUGCAACGGGAAAACACUAAUAUCUGCUUCCUCGGAUACGACGGUUAAAGUAUGGAAUGCACACAAAGGGUUCUGCAUGUCGACGUUACGAACGCACAAAGAUUACGUGAAAGCUUUAGCCUACGCUAAGGACAAGGAGCUGGUCGCGUCGGCGGGGCUUGACCGGCAGAUAUUUCUCUGGGACGUGAACACGCUGACAGCGCUCACCGCUUCCAACAACACCGUCACGACAUCGUCACUGAGUGGUAACAAGGAUUCGAUCUACAGCUUGGCAAUGAACCAGAUGGGCACAGUCAUUGUGUCUGGAUCGACGGAAAAGGUGCUGAGAGUGUGGGAUCCACGAACGUGCGCAAAGCUAAUGAAGCUAAAGGGCCACACGGACAACGUCAAGUCGCUGCUUUUGAAUCGUGACGGAACGCAGUGCCUGUCAGGCAGUUCGGACGGAACGAUCCGUCUGUGGUCCCUCGGUCAGCAGAGGUGCAUUGCCACAUACCGCGUGCAUGACGAAGGGGUUUGGGCCCUGCAGGUCAACGAGGCUUUCACGCACGUCUAUUCUGGCGGGCGAGACAAAAAGAUAUAUUGCACGGAUCUACGCAACCCAGACAUCCGUGUCCUCAUCUGUGAGGAGAAGGCUCCGGUAUUGAAAAUGGAACUGGACAGAUCUGCUGACCCACCUCCUGCUAUUUGGGUCUCCACCACCAAGUCAUCUGUUAAUAAAUGGUCUCUAAAGGGAAUGCAUAACUUCAGAUCAUCGGGGGAGUACGACAACGACUGCAGCACCCCUUUAACGCCGCUAUGUACACAGCCAGAACAAGUUAUUAAAGGCGGUGCCAGUAUUAUACAGUGCCACAUUUUAAACGACAAGAGACACAUACUCACCAAAGAUACCAACAACAACGUGGCUUUCUGGGACGUCCUGAAGGCCUGCAAGGGUGAAGACCUGGGCAAAGUGGAGUUUGACGAAGAGAUUAAAAAGCGGUUCAAGAUGGUUUACGUGCCAAAUUGGUUCUCGGUGGAUUUGAAAACCGGGAUGCUCACCAUCACGCUGGACGAGAGCGACUGCUUCGCUGCAUGGGUGUCUGCAAAGGAUGCAGGUUUUUCAAGCUCCGAUGGAUCUGACCCCAAAUUAAACCUGGGUGGACUACUGCUUCAGGCUCUGCUGGAGUUCUGGCCCAGAACUCGCAUUAAUCCCAUGGAUGAGGAAGAGAACGAAGUGAACCAUGUGAAUGGAGAGCCGGAAAAUCGUGUCCAGAAAGGCAACGGAUACUUCCAGGUGCCGCCACACACGCCGGUUAUUUUCGGGGAAGCUGGCGGCAGAACUCUUUUCAGGUUGCUGUGUCGAGACUCGGGCGGAGAGACGGAGUCUAUGCUGCUGAAUGAGACUGUCCCUCAGUGGGUCAUUGAUAUAACUGUAGAUAAAAAUAUGCCCAAGUUCAACAAAAUCCCAUUCUACCUCCAGCCUCAUUCAUCCUCUGGUGCAAAAACGCUGAAAAAGGACCGUCUUUCAGCUAGCGACAUGCUCCAGGUGAGAAAGGUGAUGGAGCACGUGUACGAGAAGAUCAUCAACCUGGACAACGAGUCUCAGACCACCAGUUCCUCCGCCAACGAUAAGCCUGGAGAGCAGGAAAAGGAGGAGGACAUGGCUAUGCUAGCCGAGGAGAAGAUAGAGCUCAUGUGUCAAGACCAGGUUCUGGAUCCCAACAUGGACCUGCGAACAGUUAAACAUUUUAUCUGGAAGAGCGGUGGCGACUUGACGCUUCACUAUAGGCAGAAGUCGACGUGAAAGUUCAGAUAUUUUUUUUUUUGUUUUUUUUUUUGGGAAAGCAAGAACUCUUGUCAAUCAUUUGCCAAUCGCCAACCCCUUCUGACAUGUAGAACCCUGACCUCCAUUCAAGGUCAAUGCUUGUAGUGUCAACAAGAAUCCACUAAGAUAUUUUCAAGGACGUGUCAGAUGGAUUUUUUUUCUUCCCCCUUUCUCCUUCCCUAACAGUUUGAAGAAUUAACUCUAAUUAAUUUUUUUUUUUUUACACAUCUGACUGCUAUUUUGGUUCUCAUCAAGUUGCUGUACACGUUUGUGUGAGUGCGUGUGCAGAAUGUUCUCGUACAUUCCAGACCUGCUCUUCUUCUACAAAAACACUCCUAUCUCUUGUCAAGGACGACCCCCCCCCACUCGCCCCAUCCUCACUUCAACACCCCCACCCUCCUAACUUCUUCUUAGGACAAAGCCUGAACGCCAUCACGUCACUUGUUCUUUGUCUUUCUAGCUGUGCUGUUAAAGUCAACUGAAUGUUCUGUUUUCUUGUAAAUAUAUGUACAACAUUUUUUUUGAUUUAAGUGACUUUUUUGGGGGGGGUGGGGGGUUGCAUUUGUUUUGUUGUACAGUUAAUAAUACCAAACAGUUAUUUUUCCAAUUUUUCCUUCGAGGCACAUUCAUGGAUGACGCAACUUGACAUGGAUGACACAAAUGGCAUUUGUUGUAUUCACUACAACCUUGAAUUUGCAGUUUUACUCUUAAGAAUGUGUGUAGUUGUUUAAAUCAUCUUAGCAAUUUGAAAUUAUAAAAAAAUAUAUAUAUAUAUAUAAAUCUCGCUUUAUGCUUGGGUCAUUAUUAGUAAUGUUAUCAAAGUGAGGGAUGUUCCUAAUGUAUAUUUCAUUUACAUAGAAGCAUAAUAAAACGUGAAUAGUAAUAUAUUUAUAUAUAUAUAUAUGUUUCUGUCUUGGUGUGUCACCAAGCAGGACAUAUUUUUAUUGUACAAGUGAUGGUGAAUAAGCCAAGUGAGCUACGGUUGGCCCAAAAAAAAAAAAAAAAGAUGGGUAUCCCAAUUAUCACAAAAUCGCAAAACUGUAAAAUCCACUGUUGUAAUAAUAUGUGAAAUAUGUACAUUUUAGGCUUCCGGAGAAAUAAAUUGGAAUGGUUUAACAAUGACACAUUUCUGGAAAUUAUUAGGGGUGUCACAAGAUCUUGUGAUAUUAAAAUGCGACAAUAUUUCUAUUGUUACAAUAAUGAAGAAGUUAAUUUGUGA
This is a messenger RNA of Doryrhamphus excisus (bluestripe pipefish), 3431 nucleotides long. Lineage: Eukaryota; Metazoa; Chordata; Actinopteri; Syngnathiformes; Syngnathidae. The record is from RefSeq and is a predicted model, not a curated record.